CGUAUCUGUCAACCAUCAGUCACCAGACUGACAGCAAUCCUAAAGGCUAGGGUCGCCAACGUGAAAAGCGCUAGCCAAUACAAACCCUCGUUGCAUAUGAAGCGAUGAUGUAGUGACCGUCCGCAGCGCUCUAUUGGGGCACGUUUAGGGGUUGCUGAUUGGCUGUAAGUCUAAGGUGGGCGGACGUAAUCGCAGCAGGAAAGUGUGUUUCGGAGUUACCGUGUAAAGCAUCACUACUUCCGGCGUACGCUGUAGCGGAAAUCAGCAAAGCUGUGUAGUACUGGCCGGCAGAAAAGACAAGGAUCUUCUGGAUUUAGUUUUGAAGGCUAAACUCCAUGAGUGGGCAAAGAUCAGCAAGAAAAAGAUGUGGAGAAAUCCACUCAGAAUUUCCUUCACGCUGUGAGCAUAUGUCUAAGACAACAUGUGUUUUAACCAAGCUUGUGGAAUUGCCAACACCACCUCUCUCUCGACAUCAGUUAAAGAGAUUGGAAGAACAUCGGUAUAAAAGCUGUGGGAAAUCCCUUCUGGAACCAUUAAUGCAAGGAUUUUGGGAAUGGUUGGUUGGUCAGGUCCCUUCAUGGAUUGCACCAAAUCUAAUCACCAUAAUAGGACUUUUGAUCAAUAUCUUGACAACAGUAGUGCUAGUAUAUUACUGUCCAACAGCAACAGAACAGGCUCCCACGUGGACGUACCUUUGUUGUGCUGUUGGUUUAUUUAUUUACCAGUCAUUGGAUGCCAUUGAUGGAAAGCAAGCAAGGAGAACAAACAGCAGCACACCCCUUGGAGAGCUUUUUGAUCAUGGAUGUGAUUCUCUUUCUACAGUGUUCGUGGUUUUAGGAACGUGUAUUGCAGUACAGCUUGGUACACACCCAGACUGGAUGUUCUUCUGCUGCUUUGCAGCAAUGUUCAUGUUUUACUGUGCUCAUUGGCAAACAUAUGUAUCUGGAAUGCUACGAUUUGGAAUAAUUGAUGUGACUGAAGUGCAGAUCUUCAUAAUUGUCAUGCACUUAUUGGCUGUGAUCGGUGGACCAGAUUUGUGGCAGUCGAUGAUCCCUGUACUGAAUGUGCAAGUAAAACUAGCUCCUGCCUUCUGCACAGUUGCAGGCACCAUAUUUUCCUCUCUCAAUUACUUCCGAGUCAUCUUUACAGGUGGAGUGGGAAAAAAUGGAUCAACAAUAGCUGGUACCAGUGUAUUGUCCCCAAUGCUGCAUAUUGGAAGCAUCAUUGUGCUAGCCACCAUGAUAUACAAGAAAUCUGCUGUUCAGCUGUUUGAAAAGCACCCAUGCCUUUACAUUCUUGCAUUUGGAUGUGUUUCUGCAAAAGUAACAAAUAAAUUAGUGGUUGCUCAUAUGACGAAAAGUGAAAUGCAUUUGCAAGAUACAGCAUUUAUUGGACCUGCCCUAUUAUUUUUCAAUCAGUAUUUUAACAGUUUCAUUGAUGAAUAUAUAGUACUAUGGAUUGCACUGGUACUUUCGCUGUUUGAUUUGAUCCGUUACAGUGUGAGCGUCUGCAAUCAAAUAGCUUCUCAUCUUCACAUUGAAGUCUUCAGAAUAAAGACUCGUGCUACACAUUCUAAUCACCACUAAGUGUCCUAAGCUUUUAAGUUACAAAUGCAUGUUUCAUAACAAGAAGAGAUAACAAAUCUAAAAAAGAAAAAAAAGUUCAGCAUCUCAGAAAUACAUCCUGGAGCUUGGCAAGUGUUUUUUCAUGCUUGAAAUGAUUGCAUAAUUAUACAAUUUUGAAAGUGUUCAAGCAUGACUAAAAAGAACUACUUCUGACAAUUGUCGUUCGAAAAGUUUUAAUAUCCAGUGUUUUUAAAUGGAAAACUUCAAGAUCCUUAUUUAUAAAGAGUAACUCCACCCAAAAUAAAAAAAAAAUAGGUUUCGAUUUAUUAACCUGGCAUGUUUGUUAUAUCAAAUUGUAUUUUCUGAUGCUUUACACAGGACUGCAGCUUUUUGUUUCUACACAUCUUUCUUAAAUGGAUAGGGGAUAAGAUGUCUGAUCUCAGGGGUCCCACCCCUGGUGGAUCCCCGUGAUCUCUCCUGCAGCACCCCCGUUUCUCAGCUGCACAGGCCGUGGAUCGCUCUGUGGCAGAUGACAGGCAAUGCAGGGGAUGGAGUAUUGUGACAUCACGGCUCCGUCCCCUCGUGAUGUCAUGGCCCACCCCUUCAAUGCAAGUCUAUGGGAGGGGGGGGUGACGCGACGGCGUCACGAUAUUCCGCCCCUUGCAUCGCCCGUCAUCUGCUAGAGAGCGAUCCUCGCUCUGUGCUGCUGAGAAACGGGGGUGCUGCAGGAGAGAUCGUCGGGGUCCCUAGCGGCGGAUAGAGCAUAAGAUGUCUAGGGGCAGAGUACCUCUUUAAAGUGGUAUUCAGUAGGGAUCAACCGAUUAUCGGUUUGGCCGAUAAUCACUAUUUUGGGCAUUAUCGGUAUCGGCAAUUACCUUGCCGAUAAUCCGAUAAUGCACCGCGACAACCCCCACCGCCCCGCACCGCGUCGCACCCACCACCGCCCCGGCCCCAUUGCCUCCCCCAUCCCCAGUUUUAUAAUUACCGGGGGCCACGCUACUUCUAGCUCCUGCUGCGUCCUGCGUUACGCUGUGCGCAAUGACGAGUGACUUGACGCGACGUGACAUCACCGUCAGUGCGCACAGUGACAGCUCAGGAGGACGCCACCGGAGCAAGAUGUAGAGUGGACCCCGGGAACAGAUAAUUAUAUAACCGGGGAUGGGGG
Molecule: messenger RNA, 2730 nt
Organism: Hyla sarda
Lineage: Eukaryota; Metazoa; Chordata; Amphibia; Anura; Hylidae
Gene: CEPT1
Product: choline/ethanolamine phosphotransferase 1
Exons: 9
Coding region: 336-1586 (416 amino acids)
Biological process (GO): phosphatidylethanolamine biosynthetic process
Cellular component (GO): Golgi apparatus; endoplasmic reticulum membrane
Molecular function (GO): diacylglycerol cholinephosphotransferase activity; ethanolaminephosphotransferase activity
Source: RefSeq, a predicted model, not a curated record